Penicillium nucicola is the source of this 2058-nucleotide messenger RNA. RefSeq names its product putative NADH-ubiquinone oxidoreductase 64 kDa subunit. The record is from RefSeq and is a predicted model, not a curated record. Bases 1 to 2058 code for a protein of 685 amino acids. Gene Ontology annotation, molecular function: NADH dehydrogenase activity; calcium ion binding. Lineage: Eukaryota; Fungi; Ascomycota; Eurotiomycetes; Eurotiales; Aspergillaceae. The transcript has 5 exons.
AUGCUGAACGCGAUGCUCCGGAGCCGUGCGGAGGGCACGGCUCUGAAAUCACUGGGCUCGUUACCACCUCGAAUGCAUGCCUCAAAGGCAUUUACAGCGCCAAGACUGUCGCUAUCACGCUCGAUACACACUCCUCGUCGCCGACCAGCCCCCCGAUGCACCUUGGCACAGGUACUGCUGGGCUCAGUGCCCAUCCGGUUCAAGUCUGAGCUCGCUGCCAAGAUUGUACCUGCACGGCAAUCUGCCCUUCUGGGGGCUGCGUACAAGGUUUUUACGUGGUGUGGCUUUCUAAUCAUCUCCGGUGGUGCUAUGGUCGUCGCCUUCUUUAUCUACGAUGCUAGUACAUAUCAAGAAUCGUCAACUGCGACCGAUAUCCCUGUUUCGGAAUUGGCGCUUAACCCUCGAAUCGGAGGCCCAAAGAACUUGCCUAUUGCCGAUUACCUUGUUGGUGACUAUGACUCGGAAACAAUGCUGGAGCAGAAGGACAAGCCGCGUCUUGUCAUCCUUGGCACGGGCUGGGGUAGCGUUGCGCUUCUCAAGAACUUGAACCAUGCCGAUUACCACGUUACUGUUGUAUCGCCCACCAACUACUUCUUGUUUACUCCUAUGCUGCCUUCUGCCACUGUGGGCACUCUGGGUCUCCGCUCGCUGGUGGAGCCUGUUCGACGUAUCAUUGAGCGGGUCAAUGGACACUUCCUCAAGGCAUCGGCUACCGAUGUUGAUUUCUCUGCGAAAUUGGUGGAGGUUUCUCAGGUUGAUAAGGAUGGAGUUAGAAAGAACUUCUAUCUGCCUUAUGACAAACUUGUUAUCGGUGUUGGUUGUGUAACCAACCCGCAUGGUGUCAAGGGCCUGGAGCAUUGCAACUUCCUUAAGACAAUUGACGAUGCUCGUCGCAUCAAGAACCAGGUGCUGGAGAACAUGGAGCAGGCUUGUCUUCCUACCACCACCGACGACGAGCGCAAACGUUUGUUGUCCUUUGUCAUUUGUGGUGGUGGCCCAACAGGCGUCGAAUUUGCUGCUGAGCUGUUUGAUCUUCUGAAUGAAGACUUACUUCGCUCUUUCCCUCGCAUUGUUCGCAACGAGAUUUCCGUUCACAUUAUCCAGAGCCGAACCCAUAUCUUGAACACCUACGAUGAGGCACUCUCCAAAUAUGCUGAGGGCCGAUUUACUCGUGACGGUGUCGAGGUGUUGACCAACGCUCGCGUCAAGGAGGUUCGCAAUGACCGAGUCCUGUUCUCUCAGGUCGAAGACGGCAAGACCAUUGUCAAGGAAAUUCCAACUGCUUUCUGCCUUUGGUCUACUGGCGUGGCUCGAGCUGAGAUUUCAGAGACACUCUCCAACAAGCUGGAGGGUCAGAACAACAAGCACGCCCUGGAGACCGACUCUCAUCUCCGUGUGAUUGGCGCUCCCCUGGGUGACGUCUACGCCAUCGGUGACUGCUCAACAGUGCAGAACAACGUUGCAGACAACAUCAUCCGGUUCCUCCGCACCAUCGCCUGGGAGAAGGGUCGCGACCCCGAAAAGGUCCACCUCACCUUCUCCGAAUGGACUGAAUUUGCCACUCGAGUGAAGAGACGCUUCCCCCAAGCGACCAACCAUCUCCGCCGCCUGGACCUCCUCUUCGAGCAGUAUGACAAGGACCACUCCGGUACCCUCGACUACGGCGAGCUCUCUGAGCUCUUGCACCAGAUUGACACCAAGCUUACUUCCCUGCCUGCCACUGCCCAGCGCGCCAACCAGCAGGGUGUCUACCUCGGCCGCAAGCUGACCAAGAUUGCUGCGGCUCUCCCUGGCCUCAGGGCGAACGAAAUCGACUACGGUGACCUCGACGAGGCUGUCUACAAGGCCUUCCGCUACAGACAUCUUGGGAGCUUGGCUUACAUCAGUAACGCAGCCAUCUUCGACUUUGGUGGUAUGAGCUUCAGCGGUGGUGUCAUUGCUAUGUACCUCUGGCGUAGUAUCUACUUUGCGGAGAGUGUGAGCUUCCGUACCCGGUGUAUGUUGGCCAUGGACUGGGCCAAAAGAGCUCUUUUCGGAAGAGAUCUCAUGAGCUUCUAA